ACAUCACCUCCACCGCCGAACGUUCGCGUUCGGUUCGUCUCGUAGACAAUUGUCUCGUCAGAGUAAACGAGAACGAUUGAAAAAUGGUGGUACUUAGCAGCUUGCUGCCACCGCAGGAAGGAAUACGCCAUGAGGAGCCAAAUACUACAGUAUAUAUCAAUGAUAGAGAAGUAGGAAAGGGCACGUUCUACGUUACAGAGAGCGUGCUCUCCUGGGUGGACAACGAUACACAACAAGGAUUUUCACUUGAAUAUCCUCACAUUUCAUUACACGCUAUUUCACGAGAUGAACAAGUCCAUCCAAGACAAUGUUUAUACAUUAUGGUCGAUGCCAAAGUAGAUUUACCAGAUAUGCCAUUACCGUUAGCAUCUGAAAAUGGUUCAGAAAACGAUGAUGACAAUGCGGAUCCUCCAAUUACGGAAAUGCAGUUUGCGCCAGAUAAUACAAAUAAUUUAGAUUUAAUGUUUCAAGCAAUGAGUGCGUGCCAAGCGCUUCAUCCUGAUCCACAGGACAGUUUUUCUGACGAGGAUAUCUAUGAAGACGCCGAAGAAGAUUACGAAGGUGAAUAUGACGAAGAAGUGGGCGCUGGGGAUGCGCCUUGUAUUUUACCGACAGAGCAAAUGGGGACCACUCACACAGGAGCAGAGGCAGAAGAAGCUAUGGACAUCGAAGCGGGUCAAUUUGAAGACGCGGAAGAAGAUCCGUAAGAGGCGAUGAUUAGGUGCAGAUGUGUGCAUUUAGUGUUAAUUUACAUGUUUAUCAAUUUCAUAUAUGUAUUUCGGUAGAUAUACGUGACGUCGUUAAUGCAAAACUUACUACGGAGCCGUAUCAAACGUUAAAGCACCUAAUACAUUUAUUUAUAUUCAUUUUGUACAUGGCGAUAAUUUCCUA
Messenger RNA from Mycetomoellerius zeteki, 891 nucleotides. It is a transcript of the gene icln, whose product is annotated as chloride nucleotide-sensitive channel icln. Lineage: Eukaryota; Metazoa; Arthropoda; Insecta; Hymenoptera; Formicidae. Gene Ontology annotation, cellular component: cytosol; methylosome; pICln-Sm protein complex. Gene Ontology annotation, biological process: cell volume homeostasis; mRNA cis splicing, via spliceosome; spliceosomal snRNP assembly. The transcript has 6 exons. The record is from RefSeq and is a predicted model, not a curated record. Bases 84 to 707 code for a protein of 207 amino acids.